Cooperia oncophora is the source of this 336-nucleotide messenger RNA. NCBI's taxonomy places the organism in Eukaryota, Metazoa, Nematoda, Chromadorea, Rhabditida, Trichostrongylidae. The record is from the annotation of a GenBank genome assembly.
AUGUCCUGGCCUGGUCCAAGUGAUCCCAGUGACUGUCAGAUACAUAAUGGCGCAACGAGAAACUUUGGCCUGACAGUGCCAAAUGGACAUCCCAAGAAGCAUAAAACGGCGGAAAGGUUAAAGGUUAAAUAUGACUGCGAUUUACCAAAUCUGGAAUACAUUAGCAUGUUAAUAUCACGGUUACGUGUUGCAAGAUCUCGUCCAACAACGAAUGGAAGUAAAGAUCCACUCACGCUACUUCCAUCACAUAUUGUGCUUCGUAUUAUGGCUUAUCUAGACCCAGCGAGAAAAGAAUCGACGAGGCACUGGUGGUCGAGGACCAUCACCGAUUUCUAA